AUGGGGCCGCGGCACCUGCUGCUGCCGCUGAUCUUGCUCUCCCUGCAGCUCCUGGCCCUGCUGCUGGCCGCGCAGGCGGCCGGGCCCCCCCGCGCCAAGGGCAACCGCACCCAGGGGGCGGCGGCGGCGCGGCGGACCCCCAAACCGGGCAAGGAGCUGCUGAACCAGACGCUGCCGGGCGCGGGGGCCGCGGCGCCCACGGCGCUGCCCGGGCGCGGCAAGGGCGCGGGCGGCGGCAGGACGCCCCCCGGCGGCGGGGGCGGCGGCUCGGCCCCGGCCCACGAGACGUGCUGGGGGUACUACGACGUGAGCGGGCAGUGGGACAAGGAGUUCGAGUGCAACAACAGCCUCACGGGCUUCCGCUACUGCUGCGGCACCUGCUUCUACCGCUUCUGCUGCAACAAGCGCGCCGAGAAGCUCAACCAGAGCCUGUGCCGCAACUACAAGAGCCCCGAAUGGGCCCAUCCCACCACCGCCAGCGGCGCGCUGCCCGCCGACGGCAGCAACGGCGCCGACGGGGACGCCAACAAGUAUGACCCGGACAAGGACAGCACCAACGCCACCGUCUACAUCUCGUGCGGGGCCAUCGCCUUCGUGCUCAUCGCCGGUGUCUUCGCCAAGGUGGCCUACGACAAGGCGCGGCGCCCGCCCCGGGAGAUGAACAUACACAGGGCUCUGGCUGACAUCUUAAGGCAGCAGGGACCAAUCCCAAUAGCACACUGUGAAAGAGAGACUAUCUCCGCCAUAGAUACCUCCCCCAAAGAAAACACCCCAGUCAGGACAUCCUCCAAAAACCAUUACACCCCCGUGCGCACCUCCAAAAGUAACCCAGGUCACUAUGGAAAGGAUAUUUAUCGAAGUGGAGGGCCAGAUCUCCAUAAUUUCAUCUCCUCCGGGUUUGUCACAUUAGGAAGAGGACACACGAAGGAUGACCAAGAACAAAAUUAUAAUCACCUGAUACUAAACAGUGCCACCCAGACACCUACACAUGACAAGCCACGAAUGAACAACAUCCUUACUUCUGCCACCGAGCCCUACGAUCUGUCCUUCUCCCGCUCCUUCCAGAACCUCUCUCACCUCCCACCAUCCUACGAGUCUGCUGUCAAGACAAACCCAAGUAAAUAUUCUUCUCUGAAGAGACUAACUGACAAAGAGGCUGAUGAGUACUACAUGAGGAGGAGACACCUGCCCGACCUGGCAGCCCGGGGCACGCUCCCUAUCAACGUCAUCAAAAUGUCUCAGCAGGGCAACCAGAGGGACAGGCCCCGCCGUCCCAUCAGGGCCAUGUCCCAGGACAGAGUGCUGUCUCCCGAGAGGAUCAUGCCUGAGGAGUUUAGCAUGUCCUAUGAACGGAUCCUCUCAGACGAGCAGCUCCUGUCUGCAGAACGCCUCCACUCCCAAGACCCGCUGCUGUCCCCGGAGCGGUCGGGGUACCCCGAGCAGUCAAUGUCACGGGCAUUGUCACACACAGAUGUCUUUGUAUCGACACCCGUCUUGGAUCGCUACAGGAUGACAAAAAUGCACUCCCAUCCUAGUGCCUCAAAUAACUUGUACAAUACCUUAGGGAUGAACCCAACCUCUGCCAAGCGCCAAGCAUUCGCCUCCCGACGGCACAACACGGUAGAACAACUGCAUUACAUUCCGGGACACCACCAUCACUACCGCACAGCCAGCAAAACAGAGGUGACUGUUUGA
Colius striatus (speckled mousebird) is the source of this 1695-nucleotide messenger RNA. It is a transcript of the gene SHISA6, whose product is annotated as shisa family member 6. Gene Ontology annotation, cellular component: postsynaptic density; AMPA glutamate receptor complex; dendritic spine membrane. Gene Ontology annotation, biological process: regulation of short-term neuronal synaptic plasticity; regulation of AMPA receptor activity. The transcript is spliced from 6 exons. The record is from RefSeq and is a predicted model, not a curated record. The coding region runs from base 1 to 1695 and encodes 564 amino acids. NCBI's taxonomy places the organism in Eukaryota, Metazoa, Chordata, Aves, Coliiformes, Coliidae.